Molecule: messenger RNA, 4776 nt
Organism: Xenopus tropicalis (tropical clawed frog)
Lineage: Eukaryota; Metazoa; Chordata; Amphibia; Anura; Pipidae
Gene: cog3
Product: component of oligomeric golgi complex 3
Exons: 23
Coding region: 193-2658 (821 amino acids)
Biological process (GO): intracellular protein transport
Cellular component (GO): membrane; cis-Golgi network; Golgi membrane
Source: RefSeq, a predicted model, not a curated record
GCCCACAAGCCCGGCAGCUGAGGCCAAGGGGCGGAGCUAGCUGUCAGCCCUUUGCGCUUCCCUGCAGUGUUCCUUGCCGUUCCGGGUCAGAUGGACUCCGCCCCAGAGCUGCGUUGCCAGGUUUCAGGAUCCCGGAAGCGGAUCUGAGCGCAGCUGCUGUUGUGGCUGCUUCUUUCCAUGGUUUGAGAGCCGAUGAUGGCGGGGCAGGAAGAGCAGGAAGCCCGGGACAGGCUCGCACUAUGGGAUCGCGGUCCCGACCCACUGGCGCUGCUUACAGACAGGCAGACCGACUCAAUACUAGAAAUAAAGGCUGCUGCUGAGGAUCUGCCUGUACCUGCGGAGCUUCCAAUUGAAGAUUUAUGCAGCUUGACAUCCAGGUCAUUAACGGUAACACUGUCUGCAGCUGUUCCUGAAUCUACAGAGGACAUCCUCAAGCAAGGGUUUUCUAUGUUAGGGAUGGAAGAAGACAGAAUUGAAACUGCACAGCAAUUCUUUUCAUGGUUCGACAAGCUGCAGAUCCAUAUGGAUCAUGAUGGGAGCGCAAAGUACAGAGAGAUGCGAGAUUUCUUGGCGGGGUUUCAGGAGCAGUGCGAUGCAAUACUGAAUGAUGUUAACGUGGCACUCGAGCAUUUGGAGUCUCUCCAGAAACAAUAUCUUUUUGUGUCAACCAAAACAGGAACACUCCAUGAAGCCUGUGAGCAGCUCCUGAAGGAACAGUCAGAGUUUGUGCAGCUAGCAGAAAACAUUCAGCAGAAACUCUCCUAUUUUAAUGAAUUAGAAACUAUAAAUACGAAAUUAAACUCCCCUACAUUGUCUGUAAAUAGUGAAGGCUUCAUCCCCAUGCUGACAAAACUGGAUGACUGCAUAACGUAUAUUUCUGCACAUCCAAACUAUAAAGAUUAUCCCGUUUAUAUGGCAAAAUUUAAGCAAUGUCUUUACAAAGCUAUGCAUCUUAUGAAGAAUUACACUGUGAACACAAUGCAGAACCUCACCUCGCAGUUGAUUAAAAGGGAUUCAUCAAAUGCAUCAACUACUGACAAUGCCUUCACCCUGUUUUAUGUCAAAUUUAGAGCAGCAGCACCCAAAGUCCGGACACUAAUUGAGCAAGUAGAGCAGCGAUCUGAGAAGAUACCUGAGUACCAACAAUUGCUGAGUGAAAUACAUCAGUGUUAUUUGGAUCAGCGAGAGAGUCUACUGAGUCCAAGCAUUACUACUACAAUUACAGAUCUUACCAGCCAGAACAACAGAGAUCACUGUGCAUUGGUACGUAGUGGCUGUGCGUUCAUGGUCCAUGUAUGUCAGGAUGAACACCACCUUUACAAUGAAUUUUUCACCAAACCAACACCUAAAUUGGAUGUGCUUCUAGAGAAACUGUGUUUGUCUCUUUAUGAUGUCUUCCGGCCACUGAUCAUUCACGUUGUCCAUUUAGAAACAUUGUCUGAGCUGUGCGGAAUCCUUAAGAUUGAGAUGCUUGAAGACCAUGUACAGAACAGUGUGGAGCAUCUUGGAGCUUUCGCGGCUGUGGUGAAACAGAUGUUAGAAGAUGUUCAAGAAAGGCUGGUCUACAGGACGCACAUAUACAUUCAGAGCGACAUCUUGGGUUACAAGCCAGCUCCAGGAGACCUUGCAUAUCCUGACAAGCUAGAGAUGAUGGAGAAAAUUGCACAGAGCAUCAAAGAAGAACAACAGAGAUUACAUUCUACUGAAUCCUCCUUUUCAGAUGUCCACCUAGAAGAUCCAGACUCCAAUAAUCUUAUAAAAAGUGGAGCUUCAGAAUCAUUGAGCCAAAAGCCUCAGAACACAGUGUCCCCUGCUGACCUACAUGGGAUGUGGUACCCUACAGUCAGAAGGACACUCGUGUGUCUUUCCAAGCUUUACAGAUGUAUUGAUAGGGCGGUGUUUCAAGGAUUAUCCCAGGAGGCCUUGUCAGCAUGUAUCCAGUCACUGCUUGGAGCAUCUGAAGCCAUCACCAAAAACAAGACCCAGAUUGAUGGGCAACUGUUCCUUAUCAAACACCUUCUGAUCCUCCGUGAGCAAAUUGCUCCCUUCCACACCGAAUUCACCAUUAAGGAAAUUUCCCUCGACCUCAAGAAAACAAGAGAUGCUGCAUUUAAAAUUCUCCAUCCUAGGACAGUUCCCAGGUUCUUCAGGUUGAACAGCAAUAACGCUCUCCUGGAAUUCCUGUUGCAGGGAACACCUGAAAUCAAAGAGCAUUUCAUUGACUCCAAGAAAGAUGUUGACCGGCACCUUAAGGCUGCAUGUGAGCAGUUUAUCCAGCAGCAGAGCAAGAUUUUUGUAGAACCAUUGGAAGACUUCAUGACAAAGGUCACUGCACUGAAAACCAUGGCCAGUCAGGGGGGGCCAAAAUAUAGUCUGUCACAGCAGCCUUGGGCGCAACCAGUGAAGAUAAAUGACCUUGUGUCUUCCACCUACAAGACCAUGAAAACCAAACUACCGGUGACACUUCGUGGCAUGUCCUUGUAUUUGGCUAACAAAGAUACAGAGUUUAUCCUCUUUAAGCCAGUCAGGAGCAAUAUACAGCAAGUGUUCCAGAAGAUUCAUAUGCUACUGAAGGAAGAAUUUGCCAGUGAGGAUCUGCAGAUCAUUGCUUGCCCUUCAAUGGAACAGGUGAAUCUGUUGCUGUCUGUGACUAAAUAACCUAAAGAAAUAUCUGACUCUAUCCCUGCGGUACUGAGAAAGUGAAGCAGAAAUACAGGAAUGACUGCUCUGCAGUGUGCAGGCUGUUACAGGCGCCCAUGUCUAUGGGAAGGAAUGUCCGUCCUCCAGAAGCAAAGAAACCAUACCAAAGCAUUACUGAAAAGCAAACCCAAUACAAUGUUUCACUCAGAGGUGGAAACAAAUGAAACCCAUUUCCAUUUAUUCUUGAGUUUGCCAGGAUAGGCUGUUCUGCAGCACAUUGCACAGGAUGGGCGCACAGAAUAAACACAUCUUAGGCUGCAGCAACAGCAGGGGCUGUUUUGUAGUGGAGAUUUCAUAGUUUGGAAUAAAAUGUCCCUUUUUAUCCAAUCAAAUAUGAACUAAACAUCCGACAUGCACAAUAUAUCAAACAUUUGAUUAAUAUUUGUUGUAGAUCUCGCUCACUGGCCCUGAUAUCUAUGUAAGUGGCACAGUGAGAUAGAGGAUUAAGUAAAUGACUGGCUGCAGUACGUAAAUAGUGGCCGGGGGGAGCUGUUGGUUUGCCUGUUUGUCUAUUCAUUGGUGCUGUGAUCCCUGUAGCACUGUGCCAGCCUGUGGGGGAGCAGGUGUAGCGCAGCUGAGUGAGAAAUCAGUGAAAAACCCAUAUACAUUUAUACGUAUUUAUCCCGAUAAGCCUCCAUUCAUCUUAAUGAACUGACUUUAAUUAGAGACCUUUUAAAAUCAAGUUUUCAGCUAUGUGCAAGUAAGUGAGAAUACAGUAAUUCCAUGCAGUAAGUGACAUGGCAUCCUGUUCUGUUUUGCAAUGCUGUGAAAAUGAGAACUACAAAUCAAAUUUAUAUAUAAAUUGCAACCCAUGCUAUUGAGUCAGGUUGGAAGUUCUGAAGCUCCAUUGCACAUAAUUUAUUAUUUGGACCCUUUUUUAGCCAUUUUAUGUCUGACUACUGAAGGGUCUCCAGAAAAUGUCCAUAUUGUUGCUAAAAAAACACCAAACAUGUUGGGAUUUUUUUUUGCUUGAAAUCUGGCAUUCUGAUUAUUUCCUUAGAAUUUCCAGAUUUUCCGUUACUUUGGCAACUUUAGAAUCUUUAUAUUAAAAGAGAAGGAAAGGUACAAUCACUGUGGGUUGCCAAAAUGUUAGGAACCCCCCUCCCCACCCCAGUGAUUAUAAUCGCUUACCUGACCGCCCAGGUAUGUGCUCCUGUUUACUGAAAACUGCACUGUUCUGGGUAAUGCUGUGUGGGAGCAACAUGUCGGAAUCUCCAGCAAACAGGAGCGCCAGUCCAUGGUCUCAGGUGAUCCAUUAUAGUUGCGGUGGGGUAUGGGGUAUGCCCUCCCCCCAGUAAUUAUGCCUUUCCACCUCUUUUAAGGAUAGUUUAGGGUUUAAUGGGAUUUUGGGUGUUGUGCAUCUCUUUUAGAUCCAUUUACACUUUGUGCUUCUCUUAUUAUUCUGUUGCUUUAAAGAAUAUACUAAGGACAUCACAAUGGACAAUAUUCAUUUCCUCAGUCUAUCAGCCUGUAUAUUCUGUUUCAAUAUAGAUAUGCAAUUACACACCAAAUAGGUAUUGUGUGGGGUAUGCUUCACAAUUGACAUGCAAUCCUUGUGUUUAGAAUUGAAGGAAUAAAUGGGAGAAUAGUUCUUUUAGAAGUUGGGUUUAUAUAAAGUACAGAGCUUACAGGUUACAAUGAGAUUUCUCUUCUUUAAAGCUUCAACUGUAACUGCCUAGUGCCUUGUAACAUAUGUAUAUUUAUCUUUUAUAUUAGAUUUAGGCCUUUUGCCACCAGAAAAGCAUUUCUGGAAGCGAAAAGGUCACCAAGUGAUUAAUGUACAUAAAACGUUUUAACACCCUGUACAGCAUUAUAAUCAUUAUGGUAUAUAUAUAUAUUAAAGUGGGAACCUGGUUUCAUUCUCUCAGUAUAUAAAACAAAUUGGAAGAUUUAAAAUAUGGAUUCAUGGUGAAAGAUUGAUGGCAAAUUGUAAAACAGCUCGUUCCUCUAUGUACAGUUCACAGAUUUUAGGUACAACAUUGUACAUAGCAUAGUCAGAAAAUAUUUAAAUUGCUUAAAAUCAUCUGAAGAAAUUUGUUUUAGUAACUUUUUAUAAUAAAGGUUUUGCCUCCUUAA